GAAAUUCUAUUCUAUUCUCGGAUCCGGGUUAAUCACUGACGGUAAUUUUCUGCGCAUGCGCGAUUUACUGCAGUGAAAACAAACUCUCCUGGAGCAGUCAUUUUAACCUAGCGAAGCUGGAGUGAACACAUAGAAGUUUUUAAAAUGCCAAAUAGUUGUGCUGCUUUUGGUUGUUCAAACCAUAAUUUAAUGGAAAAUAAACCUGGAUUCUACAGAUUUCCGAAUAACAACCCAGAACGAAGAAAAAUGUGGAUAAGUGCAUGUAAAAGGAAAAACAAAGAUGGUACUGCUGACUGGAACCCAACUGGAAAAAAUGUUUAUCUCUGUGGGAAACAUUUUACAACUGGGAAACCAGUAAAAGAUCCUGCACAUCCUGACUACAUACCAACUAUAUUUGUGUAUACACAAAAUGAUUCAGAAAAAAAGAAGAAGAAAAUAGAAAGAUUCGAGUCAGCCAAAAAAAGAAGCCUAGCAAAAGCAAGAACACCCGUCGCACCAAAAAAACAGCGUACCUUAAAUUUUGUUUCACCAGGAAAGCCACCAUUACAGCAAAGUAACACAUUUAUUUCGCCACCACUAUCACCAUGUUCUAGUACUACAUCUCUGAUGUCACCACUGCCAGAAAUGCCUGAAAUGGAAGUAGACUUUUCUCUUUCUUCACAAACACAACAUUAAACACCAGUAACUAUAUCAAGACCAACAACCUUAAAUGCAAGUACCCAGACCACAAGCUCAAUUUUGGAUAAUAAACAUUUAAUUGAAAUAACAAAUCUGACAGAAGCUCUUCAAAAAGCAAAAAUUACAGUUAAUGAUCUUGAGAGUAAAUUCAUAUGCUAUGAACAUCUGAAAAAAAAGCCAGCAAAAUUUAAAUAUUACACUGGAAUAAACAAAGAUCAAUUUGACACUGUUUUUGACAUGGUGAAAGAUUCGUUGCCAAAAAAAUUUCGAUCGAAGAUGCAUUCAAAGAUCAGUUGCUGAUGACUCUUGCAAAGCUGCGUUUGAACCUACAAUUUGAAAAUAUGGCAGACCAAUUCAACUGUCCAAGAAGUACUGCCCAUGAAGUAUUUCAAAGGUGGAUCGACUUACUCUCUACAAAAUUAUCAUGGCUAAUACAUUGGCCUGAUCAUGAUGCAAGCAUCUACUCUCUUCCAAAUGUUUUCCGACAAUAUUUUCCAAGGUUGACUGGUAUUAUUGAUUGCACUGAAAUUUUUAUUGACAGGCCAAAAAAGUUAAAUGCACAUAAUGAGGUUUAUUCGAAUUACAAAAAACACUCAACUGUUAAAUUUUUAAUUGCUUGCUCGCCUCAAGGAUCCAUUUCUUUUCUUUCAAAGGCUUGGGGUGGUAGAGUGUCAGAUGUUGAGUUGGUCAAGCAAAGUGGCUUUAUCAGUAGCAAAUAUCAUCACCCUGGAGAUCAAAUACUUGCAGAUCGUGGAUUUACCUUGACCGAUGAGUUUGCAGCAGGUUGUGGCGUUGAACUUAUUAUGCCUAGUUUCACAAAGGGAAAAAAGCAAUUGUCUGCACAGGAGGUUGAGACUACUCGUCAAAUAGCUUCAAUACGUAUUCACAUUGAACGUGUGAUUGGGUUAAUAAAAAUCAGAUAUAACAUUCUUACUGGACCAAUACCCAUUACAAUGACAAAGUCUCUCUCUGAUGAGGCAAAUGAAUCAGAAUUUACUAGUAUCGACAAGCUUGUUACUGUUUGUGCUGCACUUGUGAAUCUUGGUGAUGGUAUAGUGUACAGUGAACCAAAAAGUCAGUGACAUGACUUUAAACGUCAAACCGGCUAUUUUUAUAGCCACAUCUGUCUUGACCGUCCAGUGGUAGGACACCUCACUGUUUUAAACAGUAGGAAACCCAGGUUCGAUUCCUGGUCAAGACCUUUAUAAUUGCAAUAUUGGGAACUGUAAAAAAUUUUUUAUCAUAAGCAAUACAAUUGAAAAAGUCUUGACCAGGAAUCGAACCUGGGUUUCCUACUGUUUAAAACAGUGAGGUGUCCUACCACUGGACGAUCAAGACAGAUGUGGCUAUAAAAAUAGCCGGUUUGACGUUUAAAGUCAUGUCACUGACUGUGUUGAGAUACCUUUUGUUUUCUGGCCUUUCGACACAAGGGACAAUACCAUGAACCUUUUGGGACUCUUUUCAAUUUAACACAGCUCAAAUGAAACCAUUCAUACUUGCAAGAUGUAGAGUCACAACCAAUAAAUGUUUCGUCAUUAGGAUUGUAUUCAGACUGACAGA
Hydractinia symbiolongicarpus is the source of this 2238-nucleotide messenger RNA. Its product is annotated as THAP domain-containing protein 1-like. NCBI's taxonomy places the organism in Eukaryota, Metazoa, Cnidaria, Hydrozoa, Anthoathecata, Hydractiniidae. The transcript is spliced from 2 exons. The record is from RefSeq and is a predicted model, not a curated record. The coding region runs from base 145 to 675 and encodes 176 amino acids.